AAACCAACCGAUGGGACUGUGCCAAUAACGAGUCAGCGACGCUCAUCGACAACAACCGUUUUAUUAACGUUAAAAAAAAUUUAGUAAAACUUGUUCAGCUUUAUACCUCCAACUCCAGAAACCCAAACACAUUUAUUCAUUCAUUUCUCUUCCUUCCAUUCCAAUUGCUUUCAUCUCAUCUUAAUUUAACAUUAAAUUACAGAAUUGGAAUUUGGAAUUGGAAUUGGAAUCAUGGAGGAUGGUGCUAGCAGUAACAACAAUGUUGAUGGUGCAAGAAAUUCCAUAGGGAAAUUAGAAGAGUUACCUAUGACAAUCUGUGAUUCGGAUAGAAAGUCAAGUGAGGAUAACGUGGUCGUGGGUUACAUUAUGAAGCCUUCUCGUGAAAAGGACUUUGCAAAGAGAGGUGCAUUUCCAUCAAAUCCUACUCAAAAUGGGUUGAUAUUUAUGCCUCUCACAUUUGACCUUCCGAUAUUACCUCAGCUGAAAAAAGUGGACAUUGUUAUCCAUAAAGCAACCGAUGAAAUUUCCUCAAUUGAAAGAAGCGGUUGCUCUAGUAAGAUUAUUAUUUAUACUGACAGAAUGCUAGAAUUGCAAAGGUGUUUAGGUGAACUGCCAAAUUGCUGUGUGAUCGAUCCAUUUGAUAACAUUCUAUCAGUCGUGGACCGAUUGAGAAUACAAGAAAUUUUACAAGGAUUAGCAGAUAUGAAAACAGAAAGCCAACACAAAAUCAGAGGGGCAUAUUUUUUAAAGGUCGAUAACUUUGAGGAUCUUAAGUUGGAACAGAAGCUACAUGAAGCUAAAUUAUCGUUUCCAUGUAUUGUAAAACCUCAAGUUGCUUGUGGUGUAGCUGAUGCCCACAGUAUGGCUAUUGUCUUUAGAGCUGAUGAUUUCUUGGGUCUCAGUGUUCCUCUUCCAGCAAUUGUGCAGGAAUACGUUGAUCAUUCAUCUACACUUUACAAAUUUUAUGUCUUGGGGGAAAAGGUUUUCUAUGCAAUCAAGAAUUCAACACCUAAUGCAGAUAUCUUGAGGAAUUCAUAUGAGAAAAGCGGAUUAAAACCUCUACUCUUUGACAGUUUAAAAUCUUUGCCUAUUGAUGUAAACAAGAAGCCUUCUGAGAUUCGAGAUUGCUCUGAGUUGAAACAACAGCAGAAUCUUGAUAUAGGGCUUGUUACCGAUGCUGCAAAUCACCUUAGGAUGGUUCUUGAUCUGACCAUCUUUGGCUUCGAUGUUGUUAUUCAGGAGGGGACACGAGAUCAUGUUAUUGUGGAUGUAAAUUACUUGCCAUCAUUUAAAGAAGUGGCUAAUGAAAUUGCGAUUCCUGCCUUUUGGGAUGCUAUCAAGAUGAAGUACCAGUUGAAAAAGAGUAUAGAUGUUUAGUAGUUAUUAAUGUAAUUGUAUGAAAUUAUGUACGUUGGUGUAAGGUAGAAAUGAUUUACGGUGAUAUUUUUUUUUACUAAUUAGGCUUUUUCUUAAGGUGAUAAUGACAUUUUUCUAACAA
Messenger RNA from Erigeron canadensis, 1498 nucleotides. RefSeq names its product inositol 1,3,4-trisphosphate 5/6-kinase 4. Gene Ontology annotation, biological process: inositol trisphosphate metabolic process. Gene Ontology annotation, molecular function: inositol-3,4,5,6-tetrakisphosphate 1-kinase activity; ATP binding; inositol-1,3,4-trisphosphate 6-kinase activity. NCBI's taxonomy places the organism in Eukaryota, Viridiplantae, Streptophyta, Magnoliopsida, Asterales, Asteraceae. Gene Ontology annotation, cellular component: cytoplasm. The coding region runs from base 232 to 1377 and encodes 381 amino acids. The transcript is spliced from 10 exons. The record is from RefSeq and is a predicted model, not a curated record.